UAAAUCUUCUCGUACAUGUAUUUACUCACCUACAAUCAAAACCACUUUCUUGUUACAGUACAAAGCCUAGAAAUUAUGCAAAAUUUUGUGCUUUUAUUGAUGGCUUGUCUCUUGACGGUGCGGGCUAAACCACAAGUUGAAUCGUGUGAGAAUAGACAGUGCCGUGGACCAAAAUACUCACAAAGUGACUGCUGUAGAGGACACUCUUGCUUGUCGGGCAGAGAUCCUAACACCUUAGUGUGCGUUAGCUUUAGAAUAACAAGAAUCGAGCCGAUUGUUGCCAGAGCGAACGCCUAUGCACAGUGGUUCGAUGAUAUGGAGAGGAAGUACGUGGGAGUAGAACUGGAUGGAAUAGAAAGGCACCCGGAGUAUACGAACUAUUAUGGGCAACCUCAUCACGAAAGAAGUCAUGCACAGAGAGUAGUUAUACCUCAGAUUUUACAAUUAAAUAACGUGGGUAUCGGUUCAGAAAACCAUGUGAAUAUUUCUCCAGAAGCGAAGAUGUCCAUUCGUCCCAUGAAUAAUAAUGGAAUCAAUCCAGAACGAAACACGCAAGUUUUACAAUCAAAUAACGGGGGUAUCCGUUCAGAAAACCAUGUGAGUAUUUCCCCGGGAGAAAAUAAGGCUAUCUAUCCCAUGAUUAAUAAUGGAAUCAAUCAUGUACCAAACAGGCGAGUUUUACAAUUAAAUAACGUGGGUAUCGGUUCAGUAAACCAUGUGAAUAUUUCUCCAGGAGCGAAGAUGGCCAUUCCUCCCAUGAAUAAUAAUGGAAUCCUUCCUGUACAAAAUAUACAUGUAUUACAAGAGAAUACCGGAGGUAUCCAUCCUCAAAAACCUAUAAAUAUUCCUCCAAAAGGAAAUUCGUUUGUCCAUCCCAUGAAUAAUAAUGGAAUCAAUCCUGUACGAAACACGCAAGUUUUACAAUUACAUAACGUGGGUAUCCGUUCAGAAAACCAUGUGAAUAUUUCUCCAGGAGACAAUAAGGGUAUCCAUCACAUUAAUAAUAAUGGAAUCCAUCCUGUAAGAAACAUGCAUGUUUUACAAAAUAAUAACGAGGGUAUCCGUUCAGAAACCCGUUUUAAUAUUUCUCCAGUAGCGAAUAUGGUCAAUCCUCCCAUGAGUACAAAGGCUAUCUCUCCUGGUAGAAAUGUGGAAUCUUUUCCUAGACAACAUUCAGAUAUCCGUCCUGAAGAGCCUGCGGCAGACAAAAUGCACGUUGCUGUAAAAGAAAACAUGAUCCUCCACCAAAGAAGGAACAUAGAUACACCUCCUGGAGAAAAUAUACAUAACCGUUCUGAUGGUGAUAAAAUUGUUUUUAACCAAGGUAAUAUGGUUACUCCUCCCGACGCACAUGCUCUUCACAGUGGAAUUUCUGACCUGAGUCAUCGAGGGAAAACGGCAGUUCCGAUUAAAGUAAAAAUGGAUAAGGGCAUCUCUCCCUCGUAAAAUGUAGAUAGUCAUCUAAAGGAGAAUUCAGAAUUAACUCUAAGCCAUAAUCUGCAAAAGCGCUUUAGAAAGGAUUUACGAGCUAACAGAUAGUGUACUCAAUAGAUUCUGGGUUCCCGUAAUAUAGUAACACUACAAAUCUUCAAAAUUGCGUAGCAUAUUGGUAAUUUGCUGACGUUUGCAUCUUCAUUAUUCAGCAAUAGUUAAUAUUUUUUUUUUUUUUUCAAGACAUAAUAUAAGCAACAUUUCAUGUUGAAAACAUUGUAAUAUAUUAUAAAAAUGAAUAAAAAAUGAACAAAUGAUUAGUAUUUAAAAUU
Molecule: messenger RNA, 1763 nt
Organism: Homalodisca vitripennis (glassy-winged sharpshooter)
Lineage: Eukaryota; Metazoa; Arthropoda; Insecta; Hemiptera; Cicadellidae
Exons: 3
Coding region: 16-1446 (476 amino acids)
Source: RefSeq, a predicted model, not a curated record